This is a messenger RNA of Girardinichthys multiradiatus, 4283 nucleotides long. Its product is annotated as L-fucose kinase. The transcript is spliced from 23 exons. The record is from RefSeq and is a predicted model, not a curated record. Gene Ontology annotation, molecular function: fucokinase activity; ATP binding. Bases 702 to 3953 code for a protein of 1083 amino acids. Gene Ontology annotation, biological process: GDP-L-fucose salvage. NCBI's taxonomy places the organism in Eukaryota, Metazoa, Chordata, Actinopteri, Cyprinodontiformes, Goodeidae.
CCAGGCUCUCUUCUGGUUGUCAUUUCUUGGGAGAAAUAAGUCCCAUGAUUAGCUCUGGAUAGUAUAUCUAACUGAUGUAACUUAAUAAUAAACUACUAGAGUAAAGAGAGUCCAACCUUGUAUUUAUGGUCUGUGAAAAUGAGAAGUAAAAAAAAAAAAACAGCUCAUACAUGAACUUUUUUAAUUAGGGUAAUUAACAAUUACAACUAAUAUUUUUGACUAGACGAACUGUAAAACAAACCAGCUGGGGCUCUUAAUAAUGAAAUAAAUGUCUCGUAUUUAAUUUGAGAAUAAAUCGGUCCCGUUGGUCAGAAAUAAAGUCCUUUGUGCGUUGAUCCACCGCACCGGCGGGUGAGUAAGUUGUAGAAACCACACGGCUACGGAAACCCGCGCAGUCAAAGCAUUCCGAUGAAAACGGGCAAUGAUUGAACAGGCGCCAUGACAUGAGUUUAUACUUUUUUUAACUUUAAAUAAUGUUGUUAAACAAGUAUUAGUUUUACUGUAGUCUCCCUGCAGCUUCUUUAACCCUGCCCCGCUCUCUCUGUUAGUCAGUUUGGCUAGCUAGCCGUUGACGUUUCUUCGUGAGGAGAGUUAGUGGCAGUGGUUAAACCAGUCAAACAGCCUCUAUCCUCGGCUGCAGGGCUGCUUUUAACCUCCGGGUAGAUUCAGGGCACCGCUGGCAGCUUCAAAACUGGGGGAAGAUGUCGCAGAACGGCGGAUUUCCGUGGACGGUGGUCGUCCUCACCUGCCAACACAAGGACAGCGUCUACGCUUUCCAGAGAGAGCUGGAGUUACGGCAGCAGCGCGGCGCUCUUCCUGGGGGUGCGUUGCUUCUGACUGUUAGGGACCGCCAGGAGCCGCUGGGCAGCGGAGGGGCCACGCUGAACGCUCUACUGGUCGCAGCUGAACACCUGAGCAGCCGAGCCGGACACACAGUGGUGACAGCCGACGUCCUGGAUGAAGCUCACAUCCUCAUCCUUCACACAGGUCGGGAUUUUCCCUGGAGCUCCUGCAGUCGAGCCUUCUGUUGGCUUCCCGAAGAAAAGCCCGGGCAGAAAGUCCAGUCACCGGUUUGUGUUCUGGAUCUGCUGCUGGACCACCUCGGCAUCCAGAUCUGUCCUGGUUCUCCUCCUGGAGUCUGGGUCUGCAGCACCGACAUGAUCCUCAGGGUCCCAACAGACUUUGUUUUGUCCUGGGACGGGUUCUCUGGAGUUCGGGUUUUAGCGGUACCAGGUGACGUCUCGUACGCAGCCGAUCACGGAGUAUACCUGACCGACUCACAGGGUCGGGUCCGGGACAUCAUCUACAAAGGAUCCAGGGAGCAGAUCCAACAAGCCCUGAUGCCUGAUGGGAAAGUCCCACUGGUUUCAGGUCCAGUCUUCUUCUGCAGAUCCGUCUCAGAGAAGCUCCUGCAGACUCAUGUCAGUCCUCCUCUGGACGGGUGCACCUACCUGGGCCUGGACUCUGGAGCUCCGCCCCUCCAGAUCUCGCUCUUCUUGGACCUGCUGAAGUGUCUCUGCUCGGAUCUAACCCAGGAUCAGUUUGUGGGCGAGGACAGAGCUGGCUGGAGUUCCCCAGCCAGUCCACAUGGGCCAGCAGUGAGGACAGGCAGAGCGGAGCUGUGGAGGAUCCUUAGAGGAGCUCCACUCUCACUGGUGUACAUCUCUGGCAGUCGCUAUGACUACCUGACUCUGUCAGGGAAGCAGCAUGUCGACCGUCUGACCUCUGAUUGGACGGAUCGAAACACUCUGUCUCACAUUCAGACUGAGAGGCUGCUCAGCGAGGGAGCUCGGAUCAUCAACAGUGUUCUGGAUGGAGAUGUUGCUGUGGCAACCCGGGCAGUGGUGCAGCACUGCCACCUACAAGGUCCUCUGGACGUCCCAUCAGGUUGUUUGCUCUCAGGAUUAGACGUGUUGAUGUCAGCGUGCAUCAGGCGGCUCGCGCUUAGCAGUGACAUCAUCAUCCAGGGACAUCGGAUUGAGCUGGGGGAGCUAAAGCUAAAUGUGUACACAGUGAUGGGCGCGCACGACAACCUGCAGGUCUCCUUUAAUGACAGCAGCGCCUCCUUCCUCAACCAGAGCUGGAGUGUUUUUUUCAGCUCUUUAGGAAUACAGCCGGAGGAGUUGUGGGUGAGAGGAGAACAGUGCUCCCUCCUGGAGGCACGGCUUUUCCCAGUCCUCCACCCCAGAGGAGGCACUGUGGGUCUUGAGGGAGGUGUGGGCUGGCUGCUGGGGGGUCCAGGCUGCUUGCAGAGGUGGAGGGAGGCGUGGAGAGUUUCUCUGAGGGAGGUGCUAUCUCUCACUCACCAGGAGGCGGAGCUACAAUGGAGGGAGGAGCUGCUGUUCCUGGUGGGGAGGAGAAGAAUGACAGAUGCCCUGCGGAGUCACACCGACGUCUGUCUGCUGCCUUGCUUCAAGGCGGCAGUGCAGGGAGGGCAGCAGGGGGUGCUACUAGAGACUCUGGACAGGAUUGCUGCAGGGAGCGUCGAGCCAAGGGUGGAGCAAGGAGCACAACUGGGCGUGGCUGCUCGCUGUCUCUCCUGCAUAGCUGAUGUGCUGGUGUGCAUGGCGCAGGGGAAGGGGGGUCUGAGAAGCGGUCCAGCCGCUAAUGAGGCAUGGAGCUCCGCCUACUUCCUGUUGGAGGGUGGAAACUUGAGGGGAGGAGUUUAUGCCCUUGCUGCACAGCGACAGCAUUGGCUGAGCAGGCCGGACCUGCUUGUGCGAGCCGCCCGGCACUACGAGGGCGCAGGCCAAGUGCUUCUGCGGCAGGCUGUGAUGUCAUCACAAAGGUUCAUCUCUAUUGGGCAGGGGAAGGCCCCGCCUAUCGGGGAGUGGCAGGAAGUGGAGUGUCCAGCCAGAUUGGAUCUGGCAGGUGGCUGGAGUGACACCCCGCCAAUCGCCUUUGAGCAUGGCGGAUCAGUGACAAACGUCGCAGUGAAGGUCGAUGGGAAACGUCCAAUCGGAGCCAGAGCCCGUCGCAUCAUGAAAUCCCACCUCCUGCUGGUCAGCUACAGUGGAGGGUUGGGCAGUGGGGCUUCCACCGAGAUAGUGUGUGAGAGUCUGAAUGACCUGAAGGACUAUUGCCAGCCUCACGCUCCUGGAGCUCUGCUGAAGGCAGUCUGUGUGUGUAGUGGCCUGGUAUCUCUGUCCUCCCAGGAUCCUCUAGGGCAUCAGCUGAUGCAACGCUGGGGCUCUGGGGUAGAGCUGCACAGCUGGUCGGAGCUGCCGACUGGAUCCGGACUGGGUACUAGCAGCAUUCUGGCGGGGGCGCUUUUGGCAGCGAUCUACAGGUGUACAGGCCGAACGUAUGACACCGACUCCCUGAUCCACGCAGUCCUGUACCUGGAGCAGAUUCUCACCACAGGUGGAGGCUGGCAGGACCAGGUGGGAGGUCUGGUGGGUGGAGUCAAGGUGGGUCGUUCCAAAGCAUCUCUGCCCCUGCAGGUGGAGGUGGAGUGUCUGAAUCUUCCUCCUGAGUUUGUAGUGUCUCUGGAGCAGCACCUCCUGCUGGUUUACACUGGAAAGACGCGUCUAGCUCGAAACUUGCUGCAGGAUGUGGUACGCAGCUGGUACAGCCGUCUGCCGUCGAUGGUCCAGAAUGCCCAGCAGCUGGUGUCCAACUCUGAGGAAUGUGCCAGAGCCUGUUCAGAUGGUUCUCUGUCCAGAUUGGGUCAGUGUUUGGACUGCUCUUGGCAGCAGAAGAAGCUGAUGGCUCCUGGAUGCGAGCCGGCCUCAGUCAGAACCAUGAUGGAGGCUCUGAGGCCGCUGGUCCUGGGUCAGAGCCUGGCUGGGGCUGGAGGGGGCGGCUUCCUUUAUCUGCUGACCCAGGAUCCCCUACAGCAGGAGACUGUGCUGCAGGUCCUCAGAAACACACCGGAUCUGGGAGACUUCAGCGUUCACUCAGUGGAGCUGGAUAUGGAGGGAAUCGCAGUCCGGCUGCCACCCGUUACCUAACAGCCAGUGAAAUUAGGAGUUUUGAUUCAAUCUGAUGUAACACUGAAGUAAAAUAAUAAUUAUUGUUUUUCAGACUUUUUACAGUCCUUCAUGGAUGAUAGACUUAUGUUUGAGCUCUGAAACCACGUUAUCACCUGUUGCAGUUUACAACAUACCUUCGAGGGCUGAUAUAAUCAUAUUGAUUGUGUUCACCUGUUGAAACUAGCUGAACAUUACCAUUUUAUUAUAUAAAUUAAGUAUUUUCUGUUUGGUCCAAAGAUGCGUUUUCUAAUCCAGCAUUCAAUCAGCAUUCUUGAUUUGCUAAUUGAUUAAAUAAAUACUAAUACAAAA